CCCCGCGUGCCCGUCCUAGGGCUCAGCUGGGGGCGGCUGUCGCCAGAGCUGCUCUCGCUUGCUCCUGUAGACAUUAUUUUGGGAUCAGAUGUCUUCUUUGACCCAAAAGACUUUGAAGAUAUUUUAAUGACAGUUUACUUCUUGCUGGAAAAGAACCCCCGUGCUCAAUUCUGGACUGCUUACCAAGUCCGAAGCGCUGACUGGUCUAUUGAAGCUUUGCUCUGCAAAUGGAAGCUGAGGAGUAUCCAUGUUCCCCUACAUUCCUUUGGUGCAGACAGAGAGCACUUGGCCAGCUCUUCUCUGCUGGGAAGACACACCAUUGAAAUGAUGAUCAUCUCGCUAUCACAACCGGGUGGUACUUAA
Eurypyga helias (sunbittern) is the source of this 363-nucleotide messenger RNA. It is a transcript of the gene METTL23, whose product is annotated as methyltransferase like 23. The transcript is spliced from 3 exons. The annotation marks the transcript as partial. The record is from RefSeq and is a predicted model, not a curated record. Lineage: Eukaryota; Metazoa; Chordata; Aves; Eurypygiformes; Eurypygidae.